Molecule: messenger RNA, 1752 nt
Organism: Caenorhabditis angaria
Lineage: Eukaryota; Metazoa; Nematoda; Chromadorea; Rhabditida; Rhabditidae
Source: the annotation of a GenBank genome assembly
AUGCGCAGGUAUCCAAAAAAUCUACUUAUUUUUCUAGCGUUUUUCAUAGUUUUCUUCAAAAUUAUCCCAGAAAUUUUGGAAGUUUGGGGACCUUUAGAAAUCAAAUAUGAUUCAAAUAUUUUCAUCUACUCAGCUUAUUAUUAUCCAAAUUCCAAAUCGUAAGUUUUUUUGAAACUUCGUAUCUGAAAAUUUGAAAAUUUUAAUUCAGACUGGGUGAAAAUGCCAUAGCUAUAAAUAUGGUGAUCGAUCAAAAUGCUUUUGAUAAGCCAGAAAAAUUGAAAAUUCAUAUUAUUGGAGAAAAUUCGACAACUUUUGAUAAUUUUGAAGGGAGGAUUCAGAUGUGAGUUUUAAAAUUCAUUUUUUUAGAAUUCCUAAAAAAUCUGCCACGUCAUAAAUUAUUUGAAAGAAAAGUUCAAGUAGUCCAAUUCCCAUCGUAAUUUUUCCAGAGACGGGAUUCAAGUGUGCAGUCUGAUAACUACAGUACUUCUAACCAAUACCCUCCCCAAUCUGGAAACCCUAAAAAUCCAAUCUGGCUCCCAGGAAAUUGAGAUCCCGUUUCGUUCUCCAAAAUUCACCUCUCCAUCUCCUGUCAUAAUCUGUAUUUCUCCGCAAUUUGUCGCCGAACAAUGGCAACUUUUUCUCUUCCACAUUCAUGUGAUUAGAAAAUUCAAGGGACACGCACAUUUUUAUAUAACUAGUAUCGUUGAUACGUAUUUUGAAAUGGUCUCCAAAUAUGAAGAACUUGGCUGGAUUACUAUAGACUUUUGGAAUCGCAUUGAUUUUGGAGAUGAAUCGGAGCCAAUGAGAAAUGUUGAGUGGAGAAAUCAAGCUGGAGCUCAAACCGAUUGUCUUUUGCAGUACAAAGAAGUUGCAGAUUAUAUCGCAUUUUUUGAUUUGGAUGAUAUUCUGAUUCCUGAAUCUCAUCCAACUUAUAUUCAAGAAUUCACCCAUGAAUUUUCACUUUAUCCCGAAGAUCAAAAGAGUUAUCUGUUUUACGAGAGACAAGUUCAUAAAAUGAAAGACAUGCGGCGAAAAUUUGAUUUCACCAAUUUAUUGCUGGAAAAACAUAUUGAAGUGAAUAUGGGAAAAAGUGUGAUUCGACCGGAGAAGUUCAAUUCCACGUGGAUACAUUUUAGUUGGAAUGUGGAUUUUGAGAAGGGAAUCAAUGUGAAAAGUCAUUUUAUGAAACACGUGAAAAUUGUGGAAAAUGUUUCGAAUGCGGCUAGAAAGUUGAAGAUUGCAGAGAAGUUGCAAUCGGGUUUUGAGAGGUGGGAUUUUAAAAAAUUCUGUUUUGUAGUUGCUCAAAGAUUUUCUAAAAAAAAUUAUUUUUAUGUAUUUUCUCAAAUUCGGUCACCUGAAUUUGACAUUUUUUGCAAAUACAUCACAUUUUAUGGUCUUUGAAGUAUUAAAUUUAGCAAAAAUACAUAUUUCUUUUUGAAAACCAAGUUGAAGUUUAAUAUUUUCUCAUUUUCCAGAAUUCACAAAAACCUCUCGCUGCACAAAAUGCCCACUAAUUUCUAUUUCAAUCUAAUUCGCACUUGUUACAACGAAAUCUACUACAAAACCGGCUUUAUCCAAGGCAAACUCAAUUCGAAAUGUUUGAACCCGGAAAGUUGCGAUUAUCCUCAAGUGAAACGUAUAAAAUGCGUUCAUUCUGAUGCUAAAUAUGAACACGGUCCGAAAAUGGGCCGAUUUACUUUUCAUUGGAUCGAAAAACAAUUUUGGAAUCGAACUUACGGUUGUUAUCCGUGA